Mugil cephalus (flathead mullet) is the source of this 2653-nucleotide messenger RNA. RefSeq lists its product as uncharacterized. Lineage: Eukaryota; Metazoa; Chordata; Actinopteri; Mugiliformes; Mugilidae. The record is from RefSeq and is a predicted model, not a curated record. The coding region runs from base 81 to 1895 and encodes 604 amino acids. The transcript has 14 exons. Gene Ontology annotation, cellular component: secretory granule. Gene Ontology annotation, molecular function: enzyme regulator activity. Gene Ontology annotation, biological process: regulation of hormone secretion; neuropeptide signaling pathway.
UGAGCAUAAUGAAGCCUGACUCCUUUACACAGGUGAGCUUUCACCCAGAGACCAUGACGACACAGUGAACGGCUGAAAUCAUGAAGGUUACAGACAGAAACGUGAUCCAGUUUCACCUUCAAGUCCUCUACGGGAUUUCUGUGAAGAACCUCGAGAAGAAAAGGGAGAGACUGCUCAUCAUCACCGGUUCAAAGGUCUUCGGAGUUCCUCUGGAAAACCUACCCAGGCGAUACAUACCUGAGUUUGGCCUCGUACCGUGCUUUUUAGUGGAUGCAUGUUCGUUUCUGCUGGAGCGUGUUGCGACUGUAGGCCUGUUCAGGAAGCCGGGCUCUCUACCUCGCGUCAGGACCCUCAGGGCCAAGCUGAACCGCGGAGAGGCAUGUCUGUCCACAGCCCUCUCCUACGACGUGGCCACUCUCGUCAAGCAGUUUUGCCGGGAGCUGCCGGAGCCGCUGCUUCCCCACGAGAUCCACGCAGCUCUGCUCAAGGCCCAGACCCUGUCCAAGCUGCAGGACAGGAUGGCAGCCCUCCAGCUGCUGUCCUGCCUGCUGCCUGCCAGGAACUCCUCCUGUCUACAUUACCUGUUUGACUUCCUCGCCAAAGUUUCCCAGAGAUGCUCUGAGAACUUGAUGACCGGCUCCAACCUCGCCACAGUCUUCGCUCCGUGUCUUUUGCCGCCUCCAAACAAAGCAGAAAUGUCUGAAGGACGACUUGAACUCAGAGUUCUUGUCCUGCGCACGUUCAUUGAAAAACCUCGUCUGUUUGGUGUGAUUCCUAAAGCUGUGAUGGACAGUACGGAGUAUCUCAUGAACUGCCAUUUUUUCAAAGACGUGAACUCCAAGAGAGGACAUAGAAAAAGACACACUUUCAAAGGAAUAAGAUCUGUGAAGACGGCGCCCUGGGUUCAGGCGAGGUCGAAGGUCAAGGCCUCCGAUCGGAGCCAGGAGUCCACGUCCGGAGACAGGCCGACUCUGAGGAGAAGCUUCGGUCUGGACACUUUCCCCAACAUCAGUCUGUUUAGGACCUGCAUGUCUUCUGCAGAACAAAGUUUCAAACCUGCAACAGCUUCGGUGGAUUAUUUGAAUCCCGUUGACGAAGAGUUGUGCAAGACGUCACAGGAGAGACUGAAAAGAGACCUGCAUUUGAGCAGCUUCCGGAGGAUCAGCAGAGGACAGGGAGCAGACGACUCCUCGGUGCUCGGUGCCGUGGGGAAGCUGCAGCUCACACUCGAGGACAAGAUGACAGAAAUGUGUUCGGCGGUGCGGUCGUCUCUGCUCGGCCUCCUGCUGCUGUGCCUGCAGCUCGGCGGGGCUUCAGCCCGCAGCCCCCGCACGGCGGACCAGGUGUCUGAAGCCGACAUCCAGCGCCUCCUGCACGGCGUCAUGGAGCAGCUGGGCAUCGCUCGGCCCAGGGUGGAGUACCCUGCGCAUCAAGCCACCAACAUCGUCGGGCCUCAGAGCAUACAGGGUGGUGCACAUGAGGGCCUGCAGCACCUCGGCCCUUAUGGGAACAUCCCCAACAUAGUGGCUGAGCUGACAGGCGACAACGUUCCCAAAGACUUCAGCGACGACCACGGCUACCCAGACCCUCCAAACCCUUGUCCACUCGGGAAGACGGCAGCAGACGGGUGUUUGGAGAACGCCCCCGACACGGCCGAGUUCAGCAGGGAGUUUCAGAAACAUCAGCACCUGUUUGACCCAGAGCAUGACUACCCAGCCCUGGCAAAGUGGAACAAGGAGCUUUUGUACCAAAAACUGAAGGGAGGACCCAAGAGAAGAAAAAGGAGUGUCAACCCCUAUUUAAUGGGCCAGCGGCUGGAUAAUGUGGUCGCCAAGAAAUCCGUCCCCCACUUCUCUGAGGAGGAGGAGGCAGCGCCGACCGUCUCCACGACCUAACCUCCAGCAGCGCUCACUCUGACGUUAACGUACACUCGCAGAUGAGUUCAACACUGCACAUUUAAGCAUUUUGGUUCACAAUGAAUGCAGCUGUGAUGUCAAUCCAAGUAUUUUAUCUGUUAAUUUGGCCAAUUUAUGAGGCACUGUUUGCUCUGUCCCAGACAAAAGAGAAAAGUCUGGCAUGUAUAAAGUUUUCAGUUCAAUAUUGAGCCAAAUAUUCGUUAAUAUUAAACAAAAGCACUGCAAAAACCUUAUUACAUUUUCUAAUUUUAAGACGGGAUAGUCCACGUUGUCAGAAAUUCAAACACUGAAUCCAAAAUGCUAAAAUAUACAGUGUUAAAUACUUAACUGGCAGUGUACGGUAUAUCUGCAACUGUAUGAUAAUAAUAAUAAUAAUGAGUUGUAUAAAGAUAUAUUGAUCUGGAAGAAUUUUAAAUCAGAAAGUCAUCAUUCCUAGCUGUACAGUUUACUCUCACAUAGAUAUUUGUAUGUUUCAGUAUGAAUCAUUUCUUGUAUCAGACAUUAACUCGUAGGAAGUUUUGGUUUGUCCUUUAUGGGCCCAUCAUGAACUUCUCCACCAGAGCAAGGAAAAUGUUUUUGGAGCUUCUUCUGACUAGUAUCUGUUCACUGCGCUGCGGUCACAUGAGUCUCUGCAGGCAGCAGCACCGCCGGCUCUAUCUCGGGCUACAUCGUUCUUGUCAAACGUUCUGUUUUUGUUCUGUAAAGUAAAAAAUAAACGAUUUAUCUGCAUUCACAAA